Nylanderia fulva is the source of this 2833-nucleotide messenger RNA. It is a transcript of the gene Eip63E, whose product is annotated as cyclin dependent kinase Eip63E. Gene Ontology annotation, biological process: protein phosphorylation. NCBI's taxonomy places the organism in Eukaryota, Metazoa, Arthropoda, Insecta, Hymenoptera, Formicidae. Gene Ontology annotation, cellular component: cytoplasm; nucleus. The record is from RefSeq and is a predicted model, not a curated record. Gene Ontology annotation, molecular function: cyclin-dependent protein serine/threonine kinase activity; ATP binding.
GUACACCAUGCCCGAAGUCGGCUAGUUCGCGACUUUUGUGCGGGCAGUAUCCGCACCAAGACAAGAGCGAGAUAAGGCUUCCGAGAGUCGAAUGGUCGGCCGAUCGCGGAUGAUUUGUCAGAGAUAGUGGUGGCGUGCGCGAGCACCCACCGUCAGCCAGGACAAGCGCAGCGAGAGGGUUGAGAGGAUCGGCCGACGGUGGUAGUGAUCUCUCGAUCGAAAGAGAGCGAGAGAGAAGGAAGAGAAAGAGAGAGAGAGAUAGAAGGGGCUGAAGUGAAGUGCGAGAGUGAAUCGACGUGAACCUUGCCACGCUCACUCGGACCGGUCGGCUGAAAUUUUCGGCGCGGUGACGUGACGGCUCCGGGAGGACGCCCGUUGACGCCGACGUCGUCUACGGGGAGAGUGCGGAGGCGGCUUUUUUCCUCUCUCCUCUUCCUCCUCCUCCUCCUCCACUUCAUGGCGCGAGCCGACGCGUCCUCAGGGACCUCGUCCACGAAGGAACGAACGACGUGAGGGACGACGACGACGCGCAGCCUCUUCUUUCCUCCUCCUCCUCCAAGGUCCAGGUGCCAUCGGCCGAGGAGAAACACGCAGGCACGGAUACACAUACAUACACACAUAUAUAUACAUAUAUAUAUAUAUGCACGCACCCGAGUGCGUCACCGCCCAUAUGUGAUGUGUCCCGUGCGUGAGAGCGAAUGAGUAAUCAUGUACUGUCAAGACAAGGGUUCGACCGCCUCCAAGAGCAAAGAGGGGCCUGUGACAAUGCGGGAGAAAAAAGGUGGUGCUCUCAGUAGAGUACAAAAAUUAAAAAAGCGUCUCAGUCACAGUUUUGGACGACUUUCUAUAUCAAAAGAAGAGGCUGAUGAUGUGGCAACCAGAGGCCAAUUGCCAUACAAUGGCUAUUCUGAGGAGUUCCUAGACCGCUUGGAGCCAAAUGGCAAUAUACCUGCGGAUAAAGAUCGUCGUUAUGAAUGGACGGGUGUGGGCGACCAUGAGAGAGUGCAUCGGCAGCUUUCGGUUUCUAGCGAUUCCAAGCUUCUCGAUGAAGACAUACGAGAAGAAGCUAGGGUAAUCCUGCGGCCCCGACGUCCUCCGCGGCCGAAAUCGGAGGUUUUCCUUGGUCCGGACCCACCUAGAAGAACUAAAAGAUUCUCCGCCUUUGGGGGAGAUUCGCCGUUCGGUAAAUCCGAGGCUUAUAUAAAACUGGAGCAGUUAGGAGAGGGAUCAUACGCCACAGUGUUCAAAGGCUACAGCCACCUCACUAAUCAGGUGGUGGCUCUUAAAGAAAUUAGACUGCAAGAGGAGGAAGGAGCUCCGUUUACUGCCAUUCGCGAGGCAAGUCUCCUCAAAGAGUUGAAACAUAGCAAUAUCGUGACCUUACACGAUAUAAUUCAUACCCGCGAGACGCUCACCUUCGUAUUCGAAUACGUUCACACCGAUCUGUCGCAAUAUAUGGAGAGGUAUGGAAGCGGUAACGGAGGACUAGACCCACGUAAUGUUAAAUUGUUUCUUUUUCAAUUAUUGAGAGGACUGGCAUAUUGCCAUCGCAGGAGAGUCCUGCAUAGAGAUGUGAAGCCGCAGAAUUUAUUAAUCAGCGAGAUAGGAGAACUUAAAUUGGCAGACUUUGGAUUAGCGAGAGCGAAAUCUGUGCCAUCGCAUACAUACUCGCACGAGGUCGUGACCCUAUGGUACAGGCCGCCCGACGUUCUUUUAGGUUCCACAGAGUAUUCCACCUCGCUCGACAUGUGGGGAGUAGGUUGCAUAUUUGUGGAAAUGUUAACUGGCGAACCGACAUUCCCGGGUGUACGCUGUACGUACGACCAACUCGAUAAGAUAUUUAAAGUUCUGGGCACACCCAUCGAAGAAACUUGGCCGGGUGUUACGCAUCUGCCUGGGUAUAAGGCACAUAGACUGUUAUUUUAUCCGCCGCGGAAACUGGGAAUCUCGUUUCCCCGGCUGUACGACAUUGCCGAGGGCGAUAGUAUGGCGUCGUCGCUCCUACAACUGAAUCCCGAUCAACGGAUAGGAGCAGAGGAAGCGUUAGGACAUCCCUAUUUCGCUUCUCUUCCUAGAAAAUUAUACGAAUUACCUGACGAAGUGUCGAUAUUCAGCGUAGAAGGUUGUCACUUGUAUACAAACUCGAGGCACGGAUGCGCGGAUUCGCGUCACACGACUCUUAAGACUUGAGGUUAAAGCAAACGUUAUUGAAGUAAAUUAUAAGUAAAUUCGCAAUUUACACAUUGAGUGAAACGUUCAUUCGUAUGAGAUCCAUAUGUUCAGGUACACAGAACACACACACACACACAGGCGCACAUGCACUACUCCCAAGCGUGUUGUUCGCUCUCUCUCAGGGCUGCUCCAUAAUUUUUCCCGUUCUUUUUUUUUUUCAUACGUAAUAUAACAAUAUUCUUUUCUCUUUUUCGAUUUCUCGAGAGUAUAUACGUAUCGAAUCAAUUAAUUAUCAAUUAACGACGACAAGUCGUAACUGGUCACACAAGGAAACAAGAAAGUAAAGCUUACGGCUAAAAGUUAAAAAAAAUGAUUAUAAGAACUUGCGCACGCUCGAUUUAGAAAGCACGCACGACCCAUCCUCGCACUUCGUCCAAAUACUAGAUUUAGAUCGAUACCAAUCAAAAGGAAAGAAAAAAAGUACCAUACCGCCGCCCUACGUCCCCCCGGAACCUCAGCCCAAGCCAAAUAGGGCGGGCGGUCGCUGGUUUUAGCAAAACUAUUACGAAGUAAUUAAUUACUUAUCUUAGAAAAAUUGUGGAAGACCUGUAGCACUCUAUAUAAAACAAACUUUAUUGCUGUUGCUUUCGAGCAUACGAUG